UGUAUGAGAUAAGAAGAAAAAUGGCAUCCAAAAUAAAUACCAGUUUCACUUUGAUUCCCAAUCAGAAAUAUAGACGUAGUAACCGUCGAUCGAGCUGUUAUUCCAACACCCUUGACUCAGGCUCUCAGCCCUUAUCAACAUUUGGAAAUUUUAAAGCUUUGCCUUUGGAAAUAUUUCAAAUAAUUUUAAGAUAUUUGUCAGUGAAAGACAUCAGCAUGCUAAGCAUGGUGUCCAAAACAGUCAGCCAGCACAUUAUUAAUUAUAUCUCAACCUCAUCGGGAAGCAAAAGACUUUUACUUCAGGACUUCCAUAACCUUGAGCUGCCUCGCAGGAGACAAGACUCUGCUCUCCUGGAACACUACAGAUCUCUAGGUCUACUGUUUAAAAGAAGCACUAUGCUGCUACCCACCAAAGAAAGGCUAAAGUACAUUCACAAGAUACUCACAGAAGUUUCCUGUUUUAAAUUCAAUGGCUGUGUAGCUCCUAUGCAGUGUUUAGGAUUAACAUGUUAUGGCAUGUUUUUACAGACCUUAACAGCAGGUUGGGAUGAACUUGAGUGCCAUCGUGUUUUUAAUUUCUUAUGUGAGCUGACCAGUCUCUCCCGCAAGGUGCAGACUGUUGUCUGCGGCAAACCAGGAAGCGCCCGAAAACUGGAGUUAAGGAUCAGACUGUUUUGUAGAAAUGUCCUACUUGAUCACUGGACACAUCGAAGUGAUUUUGCAUUUUGGCUGACACGAAUAUUAAAACCAUGGCCGAUAGUGAAUCAGGCAAGAUUACUGUAUAUCAUCUUUGGGCCAAUAUCUCCUCAAGAUGGACAGGUGAUUUGGCAGAAAAUGAUAGAAGGACCUACAGAUGAAUCCAGUCUGAAAGGUUUGGCUGAUGCCAUUAAAUUACUAUAUGAUACAGGCACUAAAGAGUGGACCGCAGAUGAUGUUAUCAGUCUUGUAGAUGAACUAUCAGUGGUUCCCCGUGAGUGGCUUCUGGAGAAUAAUGCACGUCUCCUAAUCCUCAGUGGGAACAACAUCUGCUUCACUUUCAUGGCCAGUAAAGCUGUGAAUGGACGGGCCAUUGAACUAGCAAGGCUCAUCGUCUUUUUGGCUUUGGUGUGUGAGAAAGAGCUAUACUGCAUGAAUUGGGCAGUCAAAAUGAUGCAAAAAGUCUGUAAAGUCUUUAACACUCCAGUGGAAAGAAAUAACUUCCUGCAAAGUGUGGCAAAUACAUUUGCGUAUGUUAUAAUGGAAAUGCUGCAAUCAAUUAUGUCUGGAGACCAUGACGAAGAUGACAGAAGCUUUUUGAACUUGUUCCACCUUGUACAUGCUCAAGCUAGCUUCUAUAAGGAGGUCCUGGUUUUGACCAUGAAUACUUCUUGA
Molecule: messenger RNA, 1370 nt
Organism: Carlito syrichta (Philippine tarsier)
Lineage: Eukaryota; Metazoa; Chordata; Mammalia; Primates; Tarsiidae
Gene: FBXO47
Product: F-box protein 47
Exons: 10
Coding region: 21-1370 (449 amino acids)
Molecular function (GO): protein binding
Source: RefSeq, a predicted model, not a curated record